ACUUUCGAACUGAACGCUGCCUAAAAACUUUAUUUACUUUUUACGACUUUGAUACAGUUCUUUUAAAUUAUUUUCUUAAAAAGUUUAUUUCCAAUACAAAAUAAAAUCAAAGAUACUUUUAAUUACAUUUUUAAAUGAAUUAUCUGAAUUUCAUAUCAAAAUUAGUAUUAAUUUGUUAGAUUUACGGAAAUUGAUAUUUUUCCUAAAGUAAAUAUUUUUUACAACGUUUAAGAACAAUCUCUCAUCAUCAACAAGGAUGAAAGAAGAAAAGAUUAAAACUCCGAAACCAAUUGAUUGCAGCAGCUGCAAGUUCUUAUGCAGUCUUAACUUUUCUGAAGAUCUCAGAUUUGAAAUUUGCAAGAGUUUUUGGAAUCUUAACGACUACAGAAGAAAAAAAGAUUUUAUAUUAAUGAAUGUUAAGUGUUCGUUACCAAAAAGAAGAAGACCAUCAAAGGAGCCUUCAGAAAAAUCAAAAAUCAGAACAAACUCAAAAAGUUUUUUCCUCCUCAACAAAAGAGUUUGCCAAUCUUUCUUUCUCAAAACAUUAGCAAUCUCAAAUGGACCAUUAAACAAAGCAUUUGAGCAUAAAAAUAUUUACACAAACUUUUUUGAUGGUGACGAUAAGCGAGGGAAACAUACGCCAUCAAAUAAAUUAAGUAGUGCAAUUGUGGAAAGUGUCGUCAAUCAUUGUGAGAAAUUUGUUUGUCAAAACCAGAAAAGUAAAAGAAAGACCAUAACAAAUGUUGAUAUAAGAAGUCUCAAGCAACUUUAUAAUCUUUAUAAAGAGGAUUAUGAAGGAAAUAGUCCAAGUUACACCAGCUUUAAAAGAAUAUUUAACGAGAAUAAUUUUGCAUUUCCACUUGAUCGUGUUAGAAGCAAACCACAUCCAAAGUUAUCCGAUUCGAAAGUAGACGUAAAGAAUGAUUCUGAGUCUCUAACUCAAGAUAAUUUGGAAGAUGAAAUGACAUCAAACAAGGAGAAGCUCGUGACAAAACCUGAUCAACCUAAGGUCAUCGUAGCACAAGUUCCAGAAAGCUCGAAAUAUUUUACAAAUCCAUCAUCUCAAGUUUAUGAAAUACAAUUCAUAGAAAUUCCUUUAAACAAUCCGGUUAAAGAAGUUAAAUAUGACAUUUAUUAAGGGAUUUUUCUCUUUCUUUCCUUUUUUUGUUUCUCCCACUUUAAGUGUAAAGAAGAAUCAAAAAUUAAUGAAAUAAAGAAAAUAAAAAUUUAAAUCUUAGUCUCAAC
Molecule: messenger RNA, 1245 nt
Organism: Clunio marinus
Lineage: Eukaryota; Metazoa; Arthropoda; Insecta; Diptera; Chironomidae
Source: the annotation of a GenBank genome assembly